GCCCGUGGCGGGUAACCCAUCUUUCUUCCCUCCCCCGUUCGUUCGCCAUCCUACUUGUUCCCAUUACAGUGCUUUAGACUGCUGAAAUAAACGAAGUUUCGCGAACUGGCUGCGGAAUUAUCUGUCGGCUCCUUGGAGCGGAUGCUCGCCGUCCACCUUUUCUAAGUACAUAACGGCCACACAUUGCAUGCCCUGUCGAGGGCUAGAAAUAGCCUAAAUGGCUUCCAAUCAUCUGGCGCCGCCGGAGAAUGACUUUACUGGGGGCGAUAUUCAGGAAGUGAGUAGCAACAUUUCCAAACCGACUCAACGACAACGAUGGGCGACGCAGCGAGUUCAAGGCGCCGGAGGUGUGCGGAAACGCGUCUCUAUCAUGAAUCGCUUUAACAAGCGCUCGGAGAUGAAGGACGAGAAGCGCAAGUCCACAUCUAGCAAUCUUCCUACCGCAGAGAACCCGAAUGCUGAAGGUGAUGCGGAAGCCGGCAACCGAAGAGUAUACUUUAACAUCCCUAUCCCUGAAUCAGAAAGAGAUGAGGAUGGUCACCCCAAGGCAUAUUACCCCAGGAACAAAAUUCGGACUGCGAAAUAUACACCAUUGACUUUCGUCCCAAAGAAUAUUUGGCUCCAAUUCCAUAACAUUGCUAAUAUCUAUUUCUUGUUCAUCAUUAUCCUUGGUUUCUUCUCAAUUUUCGGUGUCGAUACUCCUGCCCUCAACACGGUUCCCUUGAUCGUUAUCGUGGUAGUUACAGCCAUCAAAGAUGCUAUUGAGGAUUGGCGACGUACGGUAGUCGAUAACGAAGUCAACAAUUCCCCGGUCUACCGCUUGAUCGACUGGAAUAAUGUGAAUUCUGUCGAAGACAACGUCUCUUUGUGGCGUCGGAUCAAGAAAGCUUGCACCCGGGCCACUAUCUGGACAUAUAAAUCGAUCAAGGGCUUGGCUCAGAAGAACAAAAAGCAACAUGAUCCCGAGGAAGAAGCUGAUAGGCGUGCGUCUUUUAUGACCACAGUAACUCCGCGGACAUCCGUGUAUUCUCAACGAGGCGACGGCGGCUUGGCAGACGAAGCCAUCCAAAUGACACCCGUUCCAUCGCCAACUCCCGAGGCGCGUCCGGAUUGGACGCACGCAGUGGACGAACAGAGUCAAUAUCUGCAUCCGGACAAAGCCCGAGACAGUGUUGCGGUGUCCGCUACCCCCCCGAAAAAAGGUGGGAGUGUUGUGGACACCUCCAAGCAGAUAGUUGGAAAGGCCAGGUUUAAGCGCGAUUAUUGGAAGAAUGUCCAAGUGGGAGAUUAUGUUCGACUAUAUAACGGAGAUCCCGUUCCAGCCGAUGUCGUGGUACUGUCAACGUCCGAUCCCGAUGGUGCAUGUUACGUGGAGACGAAGAGCUUGGAUGGCGAAACCAAUCUCAAAGUUCGCCAAGCCCUCAACUGUGGUCGGCAGGUUAGACAUGCUAGAGAUUGCGAGAGGGCGGAGUUUGUGAUCGAUAGCGAGGCACCGCAUCCCAAUUUGUAUGCCUAUAACGGUGCCCUACGCUGGGACCAGCGUGAUCCCGACUUCCCCGAGGCACCUCGAAAGGAAAUGAUCGAGCCCAUCACCAUCAACAACAUACUCCUCCGUGGUUGCUCCUUGCGUAACACCGAAUGGGCUCUAGGCGUUGUCCUUUUCACUGGUGACGAGACAAAAAUCAUGCUGAACUCGGGUGUGACACCCAGUAAAAGGGCCCGCCUUGCUAAGGACCUCAACUGGAACGUUAUAUACAACUUCGCUAUCUUGUUCUUCAUGUGUCUCAUUUCUGGUAUCGUCAACGGCGUCGCGUGGUCCUCGACCGACAGGUCUCUCAAUUUUUUCGACUUGAAAGCCUAUGGGAGCACUCCAGCGGUCACGGGUAUCAUCACCUUUUGGGUCGCCCUCAUCUUGUUCCAAAACUUGGUUCCGAUUUCACUCUAUAUUUCUCUCGAAAUCGUUCGCACCAUCCAGGCUGUUUUCAUUCACAGUGACGUCUUCAUGUACUACGAGAAGCUGCAGAUUUACUGUGUGCCGAAGUCUUGGAACAUCUCUGACGAUGUUGGACAAAUUGAGUACAUUUUCUCAGACAAGACGGGCACGCUGACUCAGAAUGUCAUGGAUUUCAAAAAAUGCACUGUAAAUGGGGUUUCAUACGGCGAGGCGUUCACCGAAGCCCAGGUUGGCAUGGUGCGGCGUGAGGGAGGAGAUGCUGAUGCUGUUGCUGCGAGGGAACGGGAAAGAAUUGCUCUAGACACGACCAGGAUGCUUGAAUUGUUACGCAAAAUACAUGAUAACCCCUAUUUGCGUGAUGAGAGUUUGACUUUCGUAUCCUCGAAUUAUGUCGCAGACUUGGGAGGACAGUCAGGCGAUGCCCAGAGGAACGCCACGGAACAUUUUAUGCUCGCCCUUGCGGUGUGUCAUACCGUCAUCACCGAGCAUACACCUGGAGAUCCUCCACAGAUCGAGUUCAAAGCACAGUCGCCCGACGAGGCGGCUUUAGUGGGCACAGCUCGAGACUGUGGCUUCACCCUUCUUGGGAGAUCAGGUGACGACCUCGUGUUGAACGUCAUGGGGGAAGAGCGGACAUACACCGUUCUCAACACUCUAGAAUUUAACUCGUCAAGAAAGCGAAUGAGCGCGAUCAUUCGCAUGCCUGACGGUCACAUACGACUCUUCUGCAAGGGUGCAGAUAGCAUCAUAUAUUCACGUUUGGCUCCAGGUAAACAACAGGAACUCCGAAAGAAGACAGCUGAACAUCUUGAAAUGUUCGCUCGUGAAGGUUUGCGGACUCUGUGUGUUGCAGAUCGCGUGCUCAGUGAGGAAGAAUACAGGGCAUGGAGCAAAGAGCACGACAUUGCCGCUGCUGCGCUCACUGACCGUGAAGAAAAGCUCGAGGAAGUCUCUAGUAACAUCGAACAAGAACUCAUGCUUAUCGGAGGAACUGCUAUUGAGGAUAGACUCCAGGAUGGUGUUCCAGAUACCAUUUCCCUGUUGGCGGAUGCUGGUAUCAAGCUGUGGGUUUUGACAGGCGAUAAGGUGGAGACUGCUAUCAACAUUGGGUUCUCGUGCAACCUCUUGGAUAACGAUAUGGAAUUGAUCGUCUUCAACAUCCCAGCCGACGAGCCACACCGUGCCGUGCAAGAACUUGACCAGCAGUUGCAAAGGUUUGGACUGACUGGAUCUGAUGAAGAGCUUCUCGCUGCCCGCCUUGAUCACACACCACCAGCGCCAACGCACGCCGUAGUUAUUGAUGGCGAGACUCUCAAGCUGAUGCUUGAUGAUGAACUGAAGCAGAAGUUCUUGCUAUUGUGUAAACAAUGCAAAUCUGUCCUAUGUUGUCGAGUCAGUCCUGCACAGAAAGCUGCAGUUGUACGCAUGGUUAAGAACGGCCUUGAUAUCAUGGCUCUUUCGAUUGGCGAUGGUGCCAACGAUGUUGCCAUGAUCCAGGAGGCCGAUGUCGGUGUUGGUAUUAUCGGUGAGGAAGGCCGCCAGGCAGCCAUGUCCUCUGACUAUGCUAUUGGUCAAUUCCGGUUUCUUCAGCGGCUUAUCCUUGUCCAUGGAAGAUGGUCUUACCGCCGCAUGGCGGAGACCAUUGCAAACUUCUUCUAUAAGAACUUGGUAUGGACGAUCGCGCUUUUCUGGUAUUCGAUUUACAACGACUUUGAUGGUUCCUACCUCUUUGACUAUACAUAUAUUGUCCUGGUCAACGUGGCGUUCACAUCACUUCCCGUGAUCCUCAUGGGUAUCUUUGACCAGGACGUCGACGACAAGAUAUCUUUGGCUGUUCCCCAGCUGUACAUGAGAGGCAUAGAGCGAAAAGAAUGGUCUCAACUCAAAUUCUGGUUGUACAUGGCUGACGGCCUUUACCAAUCCCUCAUUUGUUUCUUCAUGCCAUAUCUUUUGUAUAGCCCGGCGACCUUCCAAACCUCCAAUGGGCUGGAUAUUGGCGACCGGACUCGUAUGGGUGUCCUUGUUGCGACGAGCGCGGUCAUCGCCAGCAAUACCUACAUCAUGCUGAAUUCGUAUCGGUGGGACUGGCUGACAGCAUUAAUCAAUGUCAUCAGUUCACUCCUGAUCUUCCUUUGGACUGGUAUCUACUCGUCGUUUGACGCUUCGGCUCAGUUCUACAAGUCCGGAGCUCAGGUCUACGGAACUUUGUCUUUCUGGGUUGUACUACUGCUUACCGUCACGAUAUGCCUCCUUCCUCGUUUUACUUUCAAGGCCUUCCAGAAGGUGUUCUUCCCCUUAGAUGUGGACAUCAUUCGGGAGCAGGUCACCCAGGGCAAAUUCAAGUUUUUGGAUCAGUAUGAGGCGUUUGUACCGCCCAAGGCAGCAAGCGCUGCGGCUUCAGGUCAGUUGUUGAGUGAUGAAUCGGCUGCUUCUUCGGACUUGGGAAAACCAAUACAACCCAGUAUGAAACAGGAUCCUUUUUCCGACGAUCAGCAGAUAUACACGCCUUCCGUUGCUCCAACCUCUCGUACCCAUCAGACGCACAACCACCGCAGUCAAAAUGGCAGUAAUGGGACAAAUUAUGCAUCCAGCCUCGAUACGAGCCAACAUUAUCAUACUCAGCCAGUGGACUAUGUCCGCGGCUCGGCUGAACGGACGCGGCAUUCCUUUGAUAGAGUUCGACAUGAUUUCGAAGCGAACAACGAGCUAACGCGAGUGGAGACGGGACUGACAAGUGGUGCUCAAGAGCCUCAAAGUCCUCAUAGUCCACUGAAAGCCCCUUACGAUCCUCCAUCGCAUUCCUCAUAAACUAUUUAUCCAUUUUAUACUAUACUAUAUACACUCGAUGUUUCUCAUGACCCUUUGUCGGUUUCUUGUCGAUGCAUCUGUUUCGUUUUGUUUGUGUGAUUUUGUAUGACGAGUAAUCUCCUUGUUUUCUUGGAG
This is a messenger RNA of Aspergillus pseudonomiae, 4897 nucleotides long. RefSeq lists its product as uncharacterized. Gene Ontology annotation, biological process: phospholipid translocation. Bases 218 to 4762 code for a protein of 1514 amino acids. The record is from RefSeq and is a predicted model, not a curated record. The transcript is spliced from 5 exons. Lineage: Eukaryota; Fungi; Ascomycota; Eurotiomycetes; Eurotiales; Aspergillaceae. Gene Ontology annotation, molecular function: ATP binding; ATP hydrolysis activity; magnesium ion binding. Gene Ontology annotation, cellular component: plasma membrane.